AGCAGAAGAAGGCGCGGAAGUACGCGGUCAUGAAGCGCAUGAUCAGCCUCCGGGACCAGCGCAUUAACGAGAAGGAGCGGGCAAAAGCCCCUGUGAAGAAGAAAGAGGACCCGAGUGCCAUCAAGGAGCGGGAGGUCCCGCAGCAUCCCUCUUGCUUGUUCUUCCAAUAUAAUACACAGUUGGGCCCACCCUAUCACAUCCUGGUUGACACAAACUUCAUCAACUUCUCCAUCAAGGCCAAGCUGGACCUAGUGCAGUCAAUGAUGGAUUGUCUCUAUGCCAAGUGUAUUCCAUGUAUCACAGAUUGUGUAAUGGCUGAAAUCGAGAAGUUAGGACAGAAGUACCGUGUGGCAUUAAGAAUUGCCAAGGACCCUCGGUUUGAACGCUUGCCAUGUAUGCACAAAGGAACCUAUGCAGAUGACUGCUUGGUACAGAGGGUCACUCAGCACAAAUGUUACAUUGUGGCCACAGUGGAUAAAGAGCUCAAGCGGAGAAUACGAAAAAUCCCAGGCGUGCCGAUAAUGUAUAUUUCCAGGCACAGAUACAAUAUUGAGAGGAUGCCAGAUGAUUACGGAGCUCCUCGCUUCUAACCUGUCAGCCAAGCCGUCAAUGCCAGGGCUCUGAGCCAGGAUAAGGGUUCUUCUGGUUCCAAGCCUCCUGCUUUCAUUUUUGCUGGGACUUUACUCAUAGGACUGCAGGUGACAUUGGACUGACUUCAUAUCGUUGAUCUUCUAAGAAAAAGCUACUUGAAAGAGACUGGUUUUAUUCAUCCUUGUUCUGACUUGGACUGAUUACCUAUGGCUGGGAGAAUAAUAUGGGAAAUAGA
Molecule: messenger RNA, 826 nt
Organism: Nestor notabilis (Kea)
Lineage: Eukaryota; Metazoa; Chordata; Aves; Psittaciformes; Psittacidae
Gene: FCF1
Product: FCF1 rRNA-processing protein
Exons: 7
Coding region: 30-590 (186 amino acids)
Cellular component (GO): nucleolus; small-subunit processome
Source: RefSeq, a predicted model, not a curated record